AUGGGCACCGCUGCCAGGGACAAUGUGGGCCCAUCUCGGGGCCCGGGCAUCGCAACCAGGGACGCCGUGGGCACAUCUUGGGGCACCGCCGGCUCAGCCUGGGACACGGACCCUGUUGCCAGGGACAACGUGGGCGCAUCCCGGGGCCCGGGCACCGCAUCCAGGGACGCUGUGGGCACAUCUAGGGGCCCGGGCACCGCAACCAGGGACUCUUUGGGCACAGCUCGGGGCACCGCCGUUGGAGCCCGGGACACGGGCACUGCUGCCAGGGACGCUGUGGGCGCAUCUCGGGGCAAGGGCGCAGCAACCGGGGACAAUGUGGGCACAGCUCGGGGCACCGCCGUUGGAACCCGGGACACGGGCACCGCUGCCAGGGACAAUGUGGGCACAUCUCGGGGCACGGCCGCAUCUCGGGGCACCGCCGGCGCAGCCUUGGACAUGGGCACUGUUGCCAGGGACAACGUGGGGGCAUCCCGGGGCACGGGCACCGCAACCAGGGACGCUGUGGGCACCUCUAGGGGCACGGGCACCGCAGCCCGGGACGCUGUGGGCACAUCUAGGGGCACCGGCGGCGCAGCCUUGGACACGGGCACUGUUGCCAGGGGUAACGUGGGCGCAUCCCGGGGCAUGAGGACCGCAGCCCGGGAUGCUGUGGGCGCAUCUGGGGGCACGGGCACAGCAGCCCGGGACGAUGUGGGCGCAUUUUGGGGCACCGCCGGCGCAGCCUGGGACACGGACACUGUUGCCAGGGGCAACGUGGGAGCAUCCCGGGGCAUGGGGACCGCAACCAGGGAUGCUGUGGGCACCUCUAGGGGCACGGGCACCGCAGCCCGGGACUCUGUGGGCGCACCUCGGGGCACCGCCGGAGUAGCCUUGGACACGGGCACUGUUGCCAGGGGCAACGUGGGAGCAUCCCGGGACUCUGUGGGCGCACCUCGGGGCACCGCCGGAGCAGCCUUGGACACGGGCACUGUUGCCAGGGGCAACGUGGGAGCAUCCCGGGGCACGAGGACCGCAGCCCGGGAUGCUGUGGGCGCAUCUGGGGGCACGGGCACCGCAGCCAGGGACAAUGUGGGCACAUCCAGGGGCACGGGCACAGCAGCCCGGGACGAUGUGGGCGCAUCUUGGGGCACCGCCGGCGCAGCCUUGGAGACGGGCACUGUUGCCAGGGGCAACGCGGGAGCAUCCUGGGGCAUGGGGACCGCAGCCAGGGAUGCUGUGGGCGCAUCUUGGGGCACCGCCGGCGCAGCCUUGGAGACGGGCACUGUUGCCAGGGGCAACGUGGGAGCAUCCCUGGACACGGGCACUGUUGCCAGGGGCAACGCGGGAGCAUCCCGGGGCCUGGGGACCGCAACCAGGGAUGCUGUGGGCGCAUCUUGGGGCACCGGCGGCGCAGCCUUGGAGACGGGCACUGUUGCCAGGGGCAACGUGGGAGCAUCCCUGGACACGGGCACUGUUGCCAGGGGCAACGCGGGAGCAUCCCGGGGCCUGGGGACCGCAACCAGGGAUGCUGCGGGCGCAUCUUGGGGCACCGGCGGCGCAGCCUUGGAGACGGGCACUGUUGCCAGGGGCAACGUGGGAGCAUCCCUGGACACGGGCACUGUUGCCAGGGGCAACGUGGGCGCAUCCCGGGGCCUGGGGACCGCAACCAGGGAUGCUGUGGGCGCAUCUUGGGGCACCGGCGGCGCAGCCUUGGAGACGGGCACUGUUGCCAGGGGCAACGUGGGAGCAUCCCUGGACACGGGCACUGUUGCCAGGGGCAACGCGGGAGCAUCCCGGGGCCUGGGGACCGCAACCGGGGAUGCUGUGGGCGCAUCCCGGGGCACGGGCACCGCAACCCGGGCACCUAGGCGCUCAGCCAAGAGCCCGACCGUCUUGGGUGGUGCCCCGGGCCCGCUGGAGUGGGUCGGUGCCCGCGAUGCCCCCGGGCUCGGUGCCCGCGCUGCCCGGGGCCGGCGGCCGGCGCGGCUGCGGCCGGUGCUGGAGUCGCUGAUCCUGCGGCGCGGGGCCCGGGCGGAGGCGGCCGAUACAGUCAACCGGCUGGCGGGGCUACUGCUUAGACGCCUGCCCGCCCGACACCCCGCCUUCCAGGGCCUCGCCAGGGUCGGCGCCGGCAGCUACUACGAGCACGUCAAGAUUUCAGCUCCGAAUGAGUUUGACAUCAUGCUCAAAUUGCCACUACCCAGAGUUAAACUAGAAGAAGUUGAUUCCAGUGGUGCUUUCUAUCGAGUGAAGUUUAAGAGAAUUCCACGAAGAAACCCCCUGACUAGCUUUUUGGAGGAUGAUGAGACGUUAUCAGCUUCUAAAAUACUUUCAAAAUUUAGGGAUCUCAUUAAGAAAGAAGUAAAAGACAUAAAUGAUAUGGACAUCGUUGUGGAAAGAAAGAAACCUGGAAGUCCUGCAGUAACCCUUCUUAUACAAAGCACUACUGAAAUAUCAGUGGAUCUAAUCCUGACUUUGGAAUUGAGAAGCUCCUGGCCCAUAAGUACAAAAAAUGGCCUAAACGUUGAGAAGUGGCUGGGAAACAAAGUAAAGCAGGAGUUAAAGUACGAACCGGUGUACCUCGUACCGAAGCAUGCUAAGGAAGGACGGAUUUUCAGAGCAGAAACAUGGAGGCUUUCCUUUUCACACAUUGAGAAGAAAAUAUUAAGAAAACAUGGACACACUAAAACAUGCUGUGAAUCUAAUGGAGUGAAAUGUUGCAGGAAAGAAUGCCUUAAACUAAUGAAGCAUCUUCUUGAAAAGCUGAAGAAAAAGUUUGAGGCUCAAACUGUGUUGGACAAAUUCUGUUCCUACCAUAUCAAAACUGCCUUUCUCAAUCUAUGUGCCAUUCACCCAGAGGAUGACCAGUGGCAGUUAAGUGACCUGGACAGAUGUUUUGACAACUGUAUCGUGUAUUUUCUUCAGUGCCUCAGAAAUGGACAACUUAUUCAUUUUUUUAUUUCCACAUACAAUCUCUUCAAUCCUGACCAGAUAGACAAGACUAGUAUAGAAUGUCUGAUAAAAGAAAUUGAAUUUGAAAGAAACAAUAUGUUCCCUGUGUUUGAUGAAUGAAUCACACUAUUUGAAAGGUGAAAGAUUUAAAAUGAGCACUACCAGUUAACUUCAUAUAUAAGUGGAAUUAGAAGCAUUAAACAAUCCAAUUUUAAUUCAA
Tachyglossus aculeatus (Australian echidna) is the source of this 3154-nucleotide messenger RNA. RefSeq names its product cyclic GMP-AMP synthase (gene CGAS). Gene Ontology annotation, biological process: positive regulation of type I interferon production; paracrine signaling; activation of innate immune response. Gene Ontology annotation, molecular function: double-stranded DNA binding; chromatin binding; 2',3'-cyclic GMP-AMP synthase activity. NCBI's taxonomy places the organism in Eukaryota, Metazoa, Chordata, Mammalia, Monotremata, Tachyglossidae. The transcript has 5 exons. The record is from RefSeq and is a predicted model, not a curated record. The coding region runs from base 1 to 3054 and encodes 1017 amino acids. Gene Ontology annotation, cellular component: site of double-strand break; cytosol; nucleus.